AUGGCAAGUCAUUCGACUAGUGCCGUAGUCUCUUUUCUUAUUGCCAUCAUUAUAAUUGGGAUUGGACAAGUUAUGAAAAAUGAUUUAGCAGCUUCCAAAGUGGGAACAUUGGUUGCUGGUGCUUUGGGUUCCUUAGUUUUUGUGUUUUUGCUGACAGCUAUAUCAAAUUUUGAAAUGUCUUCAAUCGGUGAACAAGUGAAGGCUGGACUUACCGAGGUUUUCUUAUGUCUGUUUGUCGCUCUCAUUGCUUCUGCGACUAUUCAUCGAGUGGCUAUCACGGUGUGCCUGCUAUGCUCUGCAUUUUUAUUGUUUUUAUUGACUGGGAUCAGCCAAACGAAAUAUACAACGACAGUUGUACAACAAUUUGUGCAACAGCGGAAGAAGAAAUAG
Acanthocheilonema viteae is the source of this 390-nucleotide messenger RNA. The record is from the annotation of a GenBank genome assembly. Lineage: Eukaryota; Metazoa; Nematoda; Chromadorea; Rhabditida; Onchocercidae.